AUGCCCAAUAUUCUCCAAUUCGAGAAUAAUGCAAUGACCAUGAACCGACAACGACCGGCACACAGAUUUCUCAAGUCCGAAGUUGAAGCGGACGGAAGCGUGCCGCCGGGGGAGUAGAAGAUCCGACUUUUCAUAAUUAGCUCUUCAUUUUUGGCCCGCCACUAGGGAUACAAUUUUUUUCUAAAAAGACUCUAAACCGUUGAUCUGCAGGUUUGUUCAACAGUUUGAUAAAAUGAACACAGUACGUUUUCAAGUCAUGAAUUUGAUGGGAGGCUCUGCCAUCUAUACGUUUCGCGUACUUCCGAAACUCUAAAGGCCUUAGAAGCUAUUUGGUGAGGCAGGUUUGAGUUCUCUGAAUGACUCGCUGUACCCGUCCUCCUAUUCGACCUCUGGCACCAGGAAUAAAUCGAUGACGGCGAUUCGCAAUGCACGGCGUCGUUUGAAUUUCUUAUCAAUAGUUCUGACUCACAGUUCUCGGCGAGCCCCCACACUUCGCGCGCUCUUUUUUUUAUCUCUAAAUUGUUGUUUCGAUUAUGCUUUUUUUGGCAGGAAAGAAAACUUUGAGUGUUUAAAGCAGUAAAUUUGAAGAUAGAAACCCGCUGAGACUUUAUUUUCUUUUCAAAAACUUAUAAUUUUCCAAUUCGAUUAUUUUACUUGGUUUAAUUUUUUGUAGAGUUUUUCUGAUUAAUUUUUUCUGAAGUAUUUUUUUUUUCUUGUUCACAUAGUCAAGCUUUCCCUAAACUAUUUUUUGGCGCUGAAGACUUUGAACUUUAUUGCUUGAGAAAUAUUGAUAGCUCUCGUAAAACAGAGCGUAAACACUAUUGAUAGGCGUCGCAACUUCGUCAUCGACUUUCGAUAGAAAUUUUCGAAAAUAUCAAAUAUCGCUUUCGAAGGUUCUCGAAAUCCUCGAGAAUCUAAGGACUUUUUUACUAUUCAUCUCAUUUAUUCGCAUGCUUUUUCACGCUUAACGGGACUUCGGAAACGACCAAGGAACUUUUGAGAAGUUAUCUGUCGUCAAAUACCACUUUUGGUAAAAUCGAAGAUAUCACUUCAGGGUUUCCGAUCGAGAGGCCAAGGUUGAUGCGGGUGGCGGUGCUGCUGACGCUGCUGCUGGGCGCGUCGGCGUUCCCAGAACCUGGCGAAGAAAACGUGUCCGUCGCUCGACGGGUUCAACUCAAGUUUCCCUCGUCUUUCCUCAAUCUUACUUCCGACGCCUGGAAAGUCAAGGGUGACUUUUACAGCUUGUUCUUUGUUUGCAGAAUCAGUCAUAGUUAUGCAGCGGGGUAGACCUCCAAAAAAAGUUCGAAUAUGUAGGAAAUUUGAGAUAGAAAAUAUCACAUAGAAUACAGGUUCGAAAAAAAAAUUGAACCUUAGUUAGAAAUGUUUAUGCUUGGAAAAAAUGGUGUAUACAGGUUUGUAUUUCUAACCCGUAAGAGAAGAAUUUUUUUUGAAGUUCUCUGAAGUUGAAUGCGAACAAUAUUUGAUGUACAAGAGAUUCUUCAAGUCUCAAACUGCACAAAUUUCUAGUUUUUGAAAAAUACUAAACGAUGUUUGAGUAGACCAUCUGAAACGUUGAGUCCUCAUUAUUCGAAAAAUUCUCGCAAAGUACUCGGAUCAAUUUGGGCAGAAUUUCGAAACCAAGAGUAUCAUGAACUUUUUUUGUGAGCUCUCCGGUUGGAUUUUCAUAAAGCUAUUGAAUUUCACUUUCUAUUAUCUCGAUUUUUAGACUUCCUAGUAAACAAAAAAAUGAAUACAGAGAAUGAGGACGAGGUUAUGGUGGCGGCUCAGCUUCAAGCGAGAACCGCGGUGGGUCAGGUCUUCAGUCUCCGAUUCAUUUCGAAUGAUGGGGCUCUCAUCGCAAAAGUAAAUGCAUAAGAAAUGAACCGUCUCAAUAUCCGUAUCCAUUCAGGUCACAGUUGGCGUGCUGGCAGGAGAUCUCCAAGUGGACGCCUUCGACGUCACAGGAGCGACCAUUCUCAACAAACCUAUCGGGAACCAACCAAUCAGUGAGAUUUUUGGAGAUGCGAGACAAACUUGGUCUAGACCUUAACAAUCAAAACAUGGCGAUCAACAUCAAUACGACGACGGGGGUGCUGACGGUACGGAUGACGCCACAAACAGAUCUUCACUACGAGUUCUCCAGGAGUCUGAACCUGGGAGGCUCGACUCUGGUCGUCACCCUCGGCGGCGGAGGUUUCUUCACAUUUGAUUUUGACUCACUUCGUUGUUCUAGACAGGUCGAUUGUCGGCUGCGUCUCCCUGAUCGCCGUUUCUGUCGGCGGCGGUGAUCCCGUAGCCGGCGUCGUCGAAGUGGAGAAUCGCGACAUCGAGGAAUGUCCGAUGGACGAGGCAGAUCAGACUUGCGAGAGCAUGAACUGCAACUCUGUUAGUCUUCAGGACUACUUUAAAUGAUGUUCUUAGAAACUUCAUAGUGGCCCCAAUAGGGGCAACCUUAUGGGCCCUAGAAGGGUCCUCUCAAGAGACCCCUUUACCAAUCUCAGGGUCACUAAAGCUUGCAAACGUGGUCUCUAUAGGGCCUAUACUAUAGGGGUCAUGCUAGCCGAUAAUUUUUAUGAGCUCUAUGCAAGUAAGCAUUUACAUGCGAAAAACUAAGUAAAUAGACCCCUAUAGGGACCACUUGGGCUUUACGGGCUAAAAGGUCAAAACCUAAAUCCCUAUAGGGACCAUCUUGUUUUUACCCUUAUAGUGGCCACCUCGAUUUUACCCCUAUUGUAACCACUUUUUCGGUUGUUUUUUUUUCCCUCUAACCCCUAUAGUAACCACUUUUUCGGUUCCUAUAGGGGCUCUUCUUCCCUGUAACCCCUAUAGGGACCACUAUAAAAUUCCUAAGAACUUAGCACUUUCGCUGUUGAUGUUCUAUGUUGAGAAUACGAUCAGAGGAGUUAGGAUAAUUUUCAAAAAAUGGAAAAAAAAACGUUAUUUUUCAAACGAAAAAUUGAAGGGUACCUGCAUUAUGGAAGAAGUCGCCACUUGCAACUGCUAUGGGACCUCUUUCACUGGCCCCAACUGCCGUAUACGUAAGUAACAGUAGCGAUCCCUUUACCAUCCUUUUUUGAAGCGGCGAGAACGGCCAAAAUCCGCAACAGCGACGACGAAGACUCCAGUUUCGUCGCUUUCAUCCCCUGGCCUGAAGACCGCGAGAUUGAAAUGAUUGCCAUGGACUUCAAGGUUCUCAUGAGAAACGUCGGAAGCUGAUCUAGGUUUCAGUUCGGAAGUGCUGAAGCGAAAGAAGGAGUCCUGAUUCAUGGAAUCGCCGAACCCGAGGAGCACUUCAAGGUCUACGUCGUCGACACCAAAGGGAACGUCGUCUUGGGCAACGAGACGCUGCUCAAUUUUGCUUUCUCCGAUCAGGAAGAGUUGGUUCAAACUUUUAGGUCUUGCAACGAUUUGCGCGAUUUCAGCUUCCACCGCACCAUCAUAUCCUUCGAUUCUACUUUUUUGACUUUCGAAGUCGAUGGCACGAAACAGGUGCGUUCAAAAGAAGAAUUAGGAUUUUUGCUUUGUUUUUCAGUUCUAGAACGCUUAUUUCCAAUGAUUUUUUUGGAGUGGUGUCAUAGUUCUGAACGAUCCGAACCUUUUUAAAAAGCAACCCCCAAUAUUUUUUCGAAUUAUUGUCUAAUUUUUAAAGGUUCUGUUCUGCUCCCACCUUUAUAUUUUUUUUCGUUACUAGUUCUGUUAGAUGCCUUCUGAUUUUGUUGGUGUAAGAAAAUGCGAAACCAAAAACAGGGUGGGCGGAGACGAAACCUCCAUCGUUCCCACGUGACGUCAUGAUUUCGGAUCCAAGAGCGUGAAUAACAGAGCAUAUUAAAGGCGCAGGCUGUCUUAUAGCCAGAGUUCUUUAAGACGAAUCGAAAUCUCUCUACAUAAACGCAGUUUCUCUGCGCGAAAGCGGCGCAGUGCAUGCACAUGACACACGACAUUUUACGGAGGGAGUGGGCGUGGCAUCGUCGAAAAACGCCGUGAACUCUGUUAUUUUUGUUUUUGAUCAGAGAUGGAUUUAGGGAAGAAAGGAAAAAUUCCUUCUUCUUACCAAUAUCCGGUUAAAUCUUUCCUUUUUAGAAAGUGACUCUGAAAAGACGCCUGAGUUUCAAAACGGUGCAGUUCGGUGCGCCUCUGCCAUCGGAAGGUGCCUCGGAAGUCGGUAUAACGGCUUGCCUGAAAAACACCUACGUGGACCAUCAUGACGUCAUCCAUCUGAUGUACGAGAAAGAUCCCAAGGUAUUCUGGACAGAAAAUUGUUACUCUGGUUUUUGUAGAUUCUGGCAACGCGACUGCGACCAUGUGUCCAAGGCGACGACUUCGUUUCUGACUUACAAGCCGUCUCUUUGUUUGAUCCCGAUCCUAUCGUCGUCAGUUUCUCUUCUUCGAUAUUUUCCUAUGUCAAUCGUAUGUCUCACAGGGUUUCAAAAAAGGGGAGCAUAGGCCAAAAAAAUGCGUCAAAAAGUGACGAAAACGCGAUUUCCUUCUAACGCAACGCGGUGCGGCGCGUGUCAACCCACUCAACGUUUUAUUCAAUUUAAAUCUAAUUUUCCUCUUUUUCUCGCUUAUUUUUUCAGAUUUUCGUUUCGUUCCACUUACUAUUGCGUAAUUUAACCGUGCUUGAUGCGUUUAAGAGGUACUUGAGUUAAUUUUUGACCGAGAUGGUCACGAAAUUUCGACGAAAAUGACAUUUUGAAGCAUAAGUUUUUUCACAGAAGCUUGGUUCAUGCUUUUGGUUCCAAAUAUUUAGAAUGAUUUUUUUUUUGAGAAAAGCCCAUAGCUUUUUUCAAAUUACUAGGUUUUAUACAACUUAUUCUAUCUAAAACGACAUUCGAUGUUGAUAAAUAGUUUUGCAAAAGCGAUUUCGUCCGUUUUUUCUUUUUUAAUAGGUUAUUUUUCGGUUUAAAAGCAUCCAAGGUGUUCUAAAAGUUUAAGAAAGCCUUGAAAAACGUACCUAGCGCCAUAUUUCCAUCCAGUAAAUGCACAAAAAUCGUCUCUCAAUACCGCGCCCCUAUUGCAAUAAACCGCGCCCCCAUUGCGUUUAACCACGCCCAAUGACCACAUCCGCCGCCUCUUUAAGAACACUCUGCGGACAGAAAAAAAAGAUUGACAUAUAUCAACAAAAAAAAACUUUCAGCAAACGAAUGAAGAAAGUAAGAAGGUGAACGAGAACAAAUCGGUAAGUCGAAAGAUUUUUCUUCUCUUAGUGUCCCAAUUUUUCUUCAGCCAGUGAACGCGGUUCUCUUUCCUCACCCGGCUACACAAGAAGGUAUAGUCAUACGGGUGUAAAACGAAAAAGGCCUUCAGAAGCCAAGGGGAAAGCAGCGGUUCCGUGCGAGAAAUCUCAGAGCUACCGAUGUCAAAACGGCGCCGACUGCGAGAAACUCGCCGAUGAAGGGUUCGUCUGCAAAUGCCCUCACGGCUUUGUCGGGCGAUUCUGCCAGUUUGGUUAGAUUUUUUCCUUUUUUCCGUCAGAAGUUGUAACAUUGUAGUGACCUUCCCUCGAAGUUGCUCCGAAGCACGCGACUUCCACGGACUCCCGAAUGGCCCCACUAGACUUGACGUCGACGGAUCUUCUUCCGCUGAGCCCAACGUCGUUUUCUGCGUCAAUGGGACGUUAGUCAUCUCACACAGUCUUCUGGAAAACAAAUGACUUCAGAACCAUCGUCCAACAUGAUAUGAAGCCGGAAACAGUCGCCAGAUCUUCUGACUUCCACGAUCAUUCUCUUUUCAUUUUAAGCUACCGGGAUUUCAAGGUUUUCCAUGGAAAUGACUUCAGUAAAUAUUUCUUUCCAGCCCUCGCAACUCACCAAGUUGGUUGAAUCCUCCAGCGAAUGCCGUCAAAACGUCUCGUACAGCUGCAACAAAGCACCGCUCAGGUAUCUUUUGAAAGUGCGGGACUUCUCUGCACCCUCCUUAUCUCUCGGCGCCUCUCUCAUGUAGGGACCGCAAACGAACUUUUUAAAAAAUUUUUUUUCAGCAUUGAGCUAUGUAUGGUUUGAUAGCUGUUUCGAUUAAAAAAACUCAGAACCGUUUAGUUUUUUUCGAAAAAGAUUGAGGAUGAAAAAAAGUUAUGACGAAAAAUGUGGCGCGCCGCGCACCAUUUUUUAGUACUGAAAUUUUUGGUAUUAUCCAUUUUUUUGACAUUUUUUUCUCGAUUUUUUUCUUCUAGAACAAGUUUUUGAUACUGGUCUAUUAUGAUGUAACAAAUCAUAAUAGAGUGCUAAAAUGAUGCUCAUCAGCUAGUUUGCCGAAAAAGUCGGUAUUUUCCAGAAAACAAAAAACUGACGCUUGCGGGCAUCGAACUCGCGACCUCAAAACGAAAACUCGCAGCGCACGCGCUGCGCCAAGCUGUCAGGUUUAGCGAAGGGAGCUGCCAUCCGCCUUACCCUUGAGCCGUUUGGAUAGCACAGAUUGCCUAUUUCAAAAAGAAAAACUUGAAGUAAUUUAGCUAUUUUUAUCAGAAUAUGUUCGCAAAUCUUUACUCAAACUUUUCGUGGAAAUUCACUUCGAAAAAAACUGUUUUUUUCAGUGCUUUUUGCCUCUUUUAACGAUCGCUGCACUAAAACGGCCCCGUAUAUUUUUCGGCAAAGACGAAUUUUUUUAUUUUUAUUCUUUUUAAUUGAAAGAUUUUUUUACUAAUAAAUGUAUAUAAUCGUUUUAAAAAAACCUGCGUUCGACCGCUUUCUGUGUGAUAAACGCCGCUAAUUUUAUUCUCUAGUUUCAAGAGCAUUUUUUUGCGUAUUAAACAACUUUUUUUCAAACACAGAUGCUGUGGAGAAAAAAAUUUAAAUAAGCCCAUGGUCUAAAUUUUGAAAAAAACAAAAAAACUCGAUUAUAUUCGUUUAUUAACGAUUUUUUUGAAUUAUGACUUUCGGCACUCCCUAAAAUGUUUUGGCAAAGACGAAUUUUUUUAUUUUAUUGUUUUUAAAAUUACCGUUACUUGAAUCAAAAUCAUUAUUUAAAAAAAGAAAGAGUGCGUUCGACCUCAAAAACACAUGAAAAAGCAAAAAAUGACAAAUUUUUUUAGUUGCAUUCACGUUUUUGUACGACAUUCCGCGAGAACGCAUCAAAAAAAGCGUGAAAUAUUUUUUUAAACGAAAGAGGAAGCUUUUUCUCUACAUGUGUGUCAAAAAUUUAUUAUCCAGUUCCAUAUAUUUUUGCAACUAAAACAAAAUGAAAGUUGAAAACCAAAAAAAGCCACUUUUUUUCUAUCGCAAAAAGGGGCGUGGCUUUGCGGUCCCUACUCUCAUGUUUACAUGCUGUUUCUAUGUUUCUCUGACCGGGGAGAGAACAGAGAGACGCAGACACGCGAAAACUGUCAGGUUGCGGCGGGCGGACUAUAGAAAAUCACGAUUUGUUUGCUCCUUUCUGAACCUUCUUUCCCCAGGAUUCAAACAAAAAAUGAUGAAAAUUACUAGGUUUGAAAACGGACACACGUGGUUCGAAUCUUCGUCUGCUCCUGAAGAAAAGAUAACUCAGAUUGGAAAUGUGCCCCAGUCCUGCUCCUGCAUCGACGCGGGCUGCUUGUCAGGAGGUUCCACCUCCCCUUCGAAUCCCAUAUCCCAACUCUCUUCUAGGAAAGUGCAACUGCGACUCGGGAGCCAUCUCUGAGGACACUGGAGUGCUGAAAGGAUCCAACGCCGGCAUAACAAAAGUGCGUUGAAAAGCGGAUAGGGUGCCCUGAAGUCCAGUUUUUGAACAUUAGUACAAAAGAUCGUUUCGACUACGAAGUUUUGAGUCUCACAGAAACUAAUAGUACUUUUUUGACAGAUUUCGGAGUAAAAUAUAAGAUUUGAAUGGUUUUAGAAAAAGACUCGGACUUUGGUAACCCGAAACGGACGUGUCGGGACAUUUCUAGUGAUCACUUUAGUAGCGUCAGCACUCUUAAGUGAUCCCUAGAAAUGCCAGAAACGGACACGAAUCGGACGUGUCGAAGCACUUUUAGUGAACACUUUGGUAGCGUCAGCACUCUUAAGUGAUCACUAAAGGCUCCCAGAAACGUCCGGUUUGCGUCACAGAGGUCCGAAGAGGAUGUUUUAGUGUGAAAAAUCUAUUAUUCCUAAUAAAUCGGCGAAGAAGACACUUCAAAAAGGACAUUCCGAACAGCCGGUUUUUCUUCAAGCUGAGUUUUAGGUAGUCGCACUGCACAAUGACGGAGACGUCCAAGGUGCUUUCAGUAUUGGCCGACUUGAGUGCUCCGGAUAUGGUAAAGUUCUCCUCUUGUAAAAAAGACCUCAGAAUUCAGGUAUGGACAAUAAGCCGGUCCGAUUCGUCGAAAAGACUUCUAUUAUGGUCAGUUCUCCAAUACAUCCUUGAAGAAAAGGUUUUUUUAGAUCAACGAAUGGGAAGGAAAAGAUGCAUACGUACAUUUCCGCACCAAUGACAAAGAUGUGACGCUUUUCUACGUUGAAAAGGACGGAAGAGAGGUCCUGAGGGCUCACUUGAAAGAUGGUAUUUCAAAGAAAAAGUAAAGUUUUUGAUAUAUUUUGUAGGACAUGCUUUGGUUUUGCUCUACGAGGGAAAGUCUCUGCGUUUGGAGUCCCAGAAGAGGUGAGCACUUUGGAAGAUCGCCGCGCAGUUCCUGCUCAGAUUGAACGACAGCGCGUGGCACCAGAUUAUAGUUGAAGUCUCCGAAGGACAAGUUCGUUUUGGCGUAGACGGAUUGAACGAAGUCGGCGACGUGGAGGGAUCUUUGGACGGACGGUUCUUCUUGAACGACAACCAAAGGCACGAGGACCGAGAGUUUCCGUCAUGACCCGUUAUUCAGAGGCUUCGUGGGAUGCGCGCGCUCGCUGCGACUCAACGGACAAUGGCAGCCGCUGCAGGAACUGGCUCGAGACUAUUCCAGUACCUAAAAAGAGAUUUCCGUGACAUUUUGGAGACUUGCAGCUGUGAAAACGACGUGUGACGACCACUGUGCGAAGCAGACUUGCGUUAACGACGCCCGCUGCCACGUCGACUUCGUCAACGAGAAGUCGUUCUGCAUGUGUUCCUAUCCGGAGAUUCACAGCGGUCCCAACUGCGAAAUUGGUACGCUUUCCCGGAAAAACUUGGAAGGAAACUUUUUCAGACAUCAACUCGAACUCGUCGGUCUCGUUCCAUGGAGGCUACAUCAAGUACGAAGACGUGGGCAACGCUCUCCUGUCGACGACUUAUUUCUCCUUCCGGACUGAUCAGCCGCUCGCUUUGCUCCUUUUCUCCCAUGACCACAACAACAACUUUCUACAGGUAGACGAAUGAUGGAAAAAUCGAUUUUUCGUGAACCCAAUAGGUUCUGGAGGGUUUCAGAUGGUUCAAUAUGAAAGAAGACCCUCCGAACACGAUAAAAAACUUUACUCUACCUGAUUCUGAGCGUUUUGUGCCGAGAUAUUGAUUUUUAAAGUUUGCUAAACUGACCCAAAACAAGGAAAAAUCGAUAUAUCGUGAACUCCAUAGGUUCUGGAGGGUAUUAGAUGGUUCUACAUAAAAAAAGACCCUCUGAAAAUGAUAGAAAACUUUAUUUCAGCCGAUUCUGAGCAUUUUGAUCCGAGAUAUUAAUUUUGAAGACCCAAGUGAGAAAACUGACCCAAGUGAUGGAAAAGUCGAUUUCUCGGAAACCCUAUAGGUUCUGGAGGGUACCAGAUGGUUCCACGGGAAAGAGGACCCCUGAAAAUGAUAGAAAACUGAUUCUGAGCAUUUUGAGCCGAGAUAUAAGAGCCGAGUUGAAUUUUCGAAUAGCUCAAAAACUUAGAAAAAAGCCUGAUAUUUCAGGUGCACCUCUCGGAUGAGGUCAACAUUUCCCUAACCCUCAACAAUGAAAACGUCGUGGCCACCUGCACGGUACGAGCUCGUUUGGGACAAGAAUACAGCGACAUGCGGUGGAUCCAGGUUCGAGCCAAGAUAUUUUCUCAAUCAGUCCGGCUCAGGUGGUCGUCAGCCACGGAUCAGAGGCGUCGAUGCUCCGCGUCGGAGACGAAGUCUGCUCGAUCCGCGAGAAACGCAGCCUGGCAGUCAAACCAAUCAGACGUUUCUCCAAUGUUCAGACUGGCUAGUUUUGUUUUCAGACUUUUUCUGAAGUUGGAUUUGCAGAUGUUGUUGAACUGCCUGUAGGACUCAGCUCUUCCGUCAACCCUACACCGUUUGUUUUCACUUUUAUCGGCGGAGUUGAUCAAGGAUCGCCGUCCAGAGGCAAGAUUCGAAUUUUAAAGUUUUUCGACAUUUUUUCUUUUCAGACGGAUCUUUAGUUCUGGCUCCGAGAUAUGAAACAACGAUUCCGAAGUUACUUGGCUGCGUGAGAGGCCUUCAAAUUGGGGGCGAGUUCGUUGAUCUGAGGAACAGAGAACGUGGAACACGUCCCUUGGAUAAAUGUAUGCUUUUUCUUCUAAAAGUUUUUUUCUCGGGGCGAUUCCUGGGAAGGUGUUGGGAAGGCAACCAGCACGUAAAUAGUAGCUAGAAGUUCUCGGGAAGGUGUUCAGAAGGUAGUUGGAAGAUCUUUGAAAGGUAAAAGUUGACCUUCCAGCAGGAUUCUGGAAGGUAAGUAGAGCUGUUGGAAAGGUAUGGUAAAGAAGUUUGACCACUUGCUAGAAAGCUUCCGCUUCUGGCAGGCAUUUUUUUUUUCUUUCUAAAGACCUUCCGAACAUCUUCCCAAGGCUUUCUCAAGAACUUCCAUUCACUUUUCAACCUUCCCAACGCCUUCCUAGGAUUCACUUGAGAAGCAGAAGCUUCCCAAAGCUUUCCAAAAGAGUUUCCGAUUUUUUUAAGUGCUCGUGAGAACCGGUUGCGACGUCCGCUGUGCGGAGGUCGACUGUCGCAACGGCGGACACUGCUCCGUCGGCUGGCGCAACUACGACCCGACUGUGAGCAAGACGACGUGCGACUGCUCCCGCACGAGUUACGCUGGCCCCAGCUGCACUGUCGGUUGGUUCCCAGUCUCAGACCUGCCUCAGACGGUUUCGUUCAGACGAAGGCAUCCGGGUGAGCGCAGGAGGAUGGCUCAACUUCGACGUGGGCCGAGAACUUUCCCGCGUCUUCGUUCAAGAGACAGGCAUCGCGCAAUUGUUCCAGUUUGCAUUCGCUGUACCUUCGCCGCCAACGGCCAAGCAGCGCAUCGUUCUGAUCAAAUUCUCCGACGGCGGGUAGGAAGCCGACUAUAACAGCUCAUUUGGAAGAAAAACCAUUCCAGAGAAUUCGACGUUCAAUUGAACAAGAAUGGAACUAUCAAUGUUGGAAUUCUGAACUCUAAAGGCCACGCAGAGGUCUUGAACUUCAAUGGGAAUUUUUCUGAUGGCUACCGACAUUUCCUGGUCGCGCAGUGUAACCCACUCAGCGCCACAGCGAUCUUGGUAAGCGGAAAUCUGAAAAAUGGAGUUAUCAAUUGCUAUCAGCUCGACUCCAUCCGACAAGACUUUCCGUUCAAACCAAACGGAGAGAAUCUCGACCUCUUGAAGGCGACUUCAGUCAAGAUCGCAGGAAACGUCACGAGCCGAGACAAACUUCUACCCUUUCAAACUUUCGACGGCUACGUGACAAGUCUGAGAAUUUGAUGACUGUGCUAACCCUUUCUCUUCCUCAGACGUUGUGCUGGAUUAUCAGCACGGGUCGAAGUUGCGCUUCGUUCCCAUAAGCUACAUCGAUGAUGUGAGUCACGAAAUGCACGGCGUCGUCACAAGCCAUGGAGUUGUGAAAAGCGCGUGUCCGUCUUUCCGAGUGCCCAACUCCAUUCCAGGUUUCGAAUGAAGCCGAACAGAGUGAAACUAACUUUCCAGCCUAUCAAAACUUGAUCGAAAUGCCUGAAUGGGACACUGACUUCCGAAGACACGUUUAUCACGGGGCGGUCGAAGAUGAUUCUAAGAAUACACGAGAGCCGUCAUCUUGUGAGCUGGAGAAACAAUAUUAACAAUAUUUCGUCGUUUCACAGUUCUCUGGGUGCUCCUGACAAUCGUUUUUCUGAUCGCCCUCACUUUGCUCGUUUUCUGCAUAUGUCGUCGAUGUUGCUGUAGAGAAUCAGCAAGUAAGGAGAUGAGUUGAAUACUCGGAGAAACUCUCCGAUUCUAGGAGCCACGGCAAUGACGCAAGACGAAGAUGAGCCUUUGAACGGAAAGAAACCUACAAGCUACUACCCGCCACAGCCGAGUCCUCCUCGUUGCGUUCUUCUCAUUUUCCUUCUUUUACGAUUUGAUUUAAGCGCGGCAUAAUCCAGCUCCUAGCAACUAUCACUUACCGCCGCCGAACGUCGACUUCAACCGGGUCCGUCGACAAGAAAAGCUUAUGAUGUCCUAGUUUACCUCUGUUUCCUUUUCCAGAGCAGCGCCAUUGAAAUUAGUGCCCAGCUAGGCAUACAAAAUGUUCAAUAGAUCAAAGCCUUCUACGAAGCUGUGAUGUCCUGCUGCUUCUACGCUUCACAUCUGAGGACGUAUGCACUCCAGCGGAAAAUGAUUUUUGAAAACUGAAGAUUCAGCAGCUUUCAGAGAAAUCAUUCUCCGCUCGAUUCGUGAAGUCCCUACUUAUCCCAUCGUAGACGUUGCUUUUCUUCCCUCACAUAUCCAACCUCACACCUCUAUCGCUUGGGGAAACAUACUUUUGGUGGCGGAAACAAGGCAAAUCGCAACAGGAAGACGAAAAAGCUCACUCCCCCCGCGCGAGUCUAACAUCUUCUGGGAUCACCGGCUAUUUCACUGCUCAGGAGUCGCCGUCUGAUGGCGAUGAGGUCGACGUCGACAGCGACGAAGAGCGUACAAUACGUCACAUUGACGACGACGCCGAUUCCAUCGUCUACGUGUCCGUUGAUUUCUAGAGGAGCUUCUCAAUUAAGAAGAGAAGUUUCAGGUCACGACCAAAUGACACGGAGCGCGCCCUGCGGAUGUCCUCGUUUGGGCAUGCGGAUCCGACGGCGCCGCAGAACAGCCCUCUCUACGCAAAUGUGUUUCCUCUAAAAGAGCUCAAACCAGUUUCAGUACCGGUACCACCACCUCGAUUUUCUCCCAAUCACCCGUGA
Molecule: messenger RNA, 12976 nt
Organism: Caenorhabditis auriculariae
Lineage: Eukaryota; Metazoa; Nematoda; Chromadorea; Rhabditida; Rhabditidae
Source: the annotation of a GenBank genome assembly